Messenger RNA from Melitaea cinxia (Glanville fritillary), 1797 nucleotides. Its product is annotated as venom carboxylesterase-6-like. The transcript is spliced from 11 exons. The record is from RefSeq and is a predicted model, not a curated record. NCBI's taxonomy places the organism in Eukaryota, Metazoa, Arthropoda, Insecta, Lepidoptera, Nymphalidae. Bases 37 to 1710 code for a protein of 557 amino acids.
GGAUAAAAUUUUCCUCAGUACACACCGGUGCCUGAGAUGAAGACAUUGUUGUGUGUGUUGUUCCUCGCGGUCACGUGUCACUGUCACCACAAACACAAUCGUGACCACCGGAAUGACCAUGACACAGUACCUGUCACAACAACUCCGUAUGGAGAAUUCCGUGGCGGAUACAACGUCACACGACACGGGCGCAAGUUUGAAACCUACCGCGGAAUAUAUUACGCGGAGCCACCUGUCGGAGACUUGAGGUUUCAGCCUCCAGUGCCGAUUAUAGAAUACAAAAGUCCAGUAGAUGCAACUAAAGAUGGUCCGCUGUGUCCGUUCAAAGCCAGGACCAUAAAAUACAUUGACGAGGAUUGUCUAACUAUCAAUGUAUACACACCCCUUAAAAAAGACAGAACGAAACCACUACCAGUAAUAUUCUACAUACACGCCGGAGGCUUCUACUCCAUGUCGGGUCGCAGCGACCUCGCUGGCCCACACUAUCUCCUCGACCGGGAUGUCGUACUCGUUACCAUCAACUAUAGACUUGGCUCUCUAGGCUUUCUAAGCACUGGUGACGAGCUUGCCCCUGGUAACAAUGGGUUCAAGGAUCAGGUGGCAGCCCUGCAGUGGGUGCAGCGCAACAUCGCUGCUUUUGGGGGUAACCCCAACAAAGUUACCAUCACUGGCUGCAGUGCUGGCUCCAUCAGCGUCUUUCUGCAUAUGAUCUCGCCGAUGUCAAAAGGUUUAUUCCACCGAGCGAUUUCAAUGAGCGGUUCUCCCCUCAAAGUGCGGCCUUUUACGGAUAAUUUAUACCAGCUAGCAGUGAGGCAGGCAGAGAUCCUUAACUGUCCAACCAAUAAUUCUAAAGCUAUCGUUGACUGCUUGAAAAGUAAACCUUGGAAGGAAAUAGGAGACUCUGUAUCUCAAUUUUAUGAAUUCGGAUUUGAUCCUUUGAGCAUUUGGGUACCGGUAUUGGAAAAGGACUUCGGCCAGGAGCGGUUCCUGUCUAUUGAUCCCGUGACAGCCGUCAAAGAAGGCAAAAUGCACGCUAUUCCAUAUAUUGUCAGUCAAACAACGGAUGAAUUCUACUGGAAGGCUUUUACGGUACUACAAAACCAAACACUUCUCGACAAAAUGAAUUCAGAGUGGGAAUCAAUCGCACCCAUAUCAUUCAUGCUGCCGCGGGACAACGGGACCCACGCUGCGGACAGACUGCGCGAGGAAUACCUGCACGACAAACCGUUGACAAAUGACGAAGAAAGCACAAAUAACCUCGGCUUGCUCUACCAGGAUUCCAUUGUCAGCUACCCGGUUCAUAAAUUAGCAAAUCUAAUGUGCCGUCACUCGCCGCAGCCUGUCUGGUACUAUGAGUUUGCAUACAUUGGCGCCCACAGCCACUAUGAAGACCCUGUCACCAAGAAACCCGUUGGCGCAGUUCACCACGACGACUUGAUCUAUCUGUUCUCUAUGAAACGAUUUCCUGCGAUAGGUAUCAACGGCUCCGACGCCACCAUGGUUGACAGGAUGACUGGUAUCUGGUAUAGCUUCGCUGAGCAUGGAGAUCCAAAUUACAGUGGUCUUAAGGAGUUAGAAGACUUGAAGUGGCCUCGCAUCCUGCCAGAGAACCGCCAGUACUUGCGGAUCGACGAAGAACUAAACAUACACAAGAACUUGAAAGAAGAUAGGAUGAAGAUAUGGGAUGAAUUGUUCCCUGUCGCGUAUUAAUUACAUCAUAGUUCUAAGAUAUAGUUUGACGUGAAACUAUUGUAAAACUACUUAUUUAACAUGUUCAUAAUAAAAGAUAUAGAAUAU